Ochotona princeps (American pika) is the source of this 609-nucleotide messenger RNA. It is a transcript of the gene PPP1R11, whose product is annotated as protein phosphatase 1 regulatory inhibitor subunit 11. Bases 211 to 591 code for a protein of 126 amino acids. The transcript has 3 exons. The record is from RefSeq and is a predicted model, not a curated record. Gene Ontology annotation, cellular component: nucleus. Gene Ontology annotation, molecular function: protein serine/threonine phosphatase inhibitor activity; protein phosphatase 1 binding. Lineage: Eukaryota; Metazoa; Chordata; Mammalia; Lagomorpha; Ochotonidae.
CGUCACACCCGGAAGCAGGGAGCCGGAAGUGGGGUUGGACAGGUUCUCCCCAGGGGUGGGGACGCGGAGGCCCAGGAGGAGGGGGAAAAAGGCGGAGGCUCCCGGCUAACACUCCUCUGCAUUGGAUACCGAUUCUCUUAGAUCCCAGAGACCCAGAAAAGGGGAAAGGUGUCCCUGUUCCCUUCCUUCCUCCUCCCCUCAGCCAUAGCCAUGGCGGAGGCAGGGGCCGGGCUGAGUGAGACCGUCACUGAGACAACGGUUACCGUGACAACCGAGCCCGAGAAUCGGAGUCUAACCAUCAAACUUCGGAAACGGAAGCCAGAGAAAAAAGUGGAAUGGACAAGUGACACUGUGGACAAUGAACAUAUGGGGCGCCGCUCAUCAAAAUGCUGCUGUAUUUAUGAGAAACCUCGAGCGUUUGGCGAGAGCUCCACAGAGAGUGAAGAGGAGGAAGAGGAGGGCUGUGGUCAUACACACUGUGUACGGGGCCACCGCAGAGGACGACGUCAUGGAACCCUGGGACCGACUCCCAACACCCCUCCCCAGCCUCCCGAUCCCUCCCAACCCCCUCCAGGGCCAAUGCAGCACUAAAUUCCUCAAUCCCCACCA